CUGCUGCCUUCACAACAUCUCUGCUUUUCUAUCGUCAUCAUGAGCAGGUCUGGUCAGCCCCCGGAUUUGAAGAAAUACAUGGACAAGAAGCUUCAGAUUAAGCUGAAUGCUAACCGGAUUGUAGUUGGCACCCUUCGUGGAUUUGAUCAGUUCAUGAAUCUGGUUAUCGACAACACUGUGGAUGUAAAUGGCAAUGAGAAAAAUGAUAUAGGCAUGGUGGUUAUCCGUGGAAAUAGCGUAGUCAUGAUUGAAACACUGGAACCAAUUAACCGAAAUCAGUAGAUAUGUUUUGGUUAUCUCAAGCGCUUUUUGUGGUUUAUGAUCAGAUAGAGGAUCAGUACAGUUGUAUCAUUGGAAGGAUAUCUGCAUGCACUUCUGAUGUGAGGUUAAAGUACUUAUUUGUGUGCGUUAAUUAGGGAUUAUUUGUUUGAAAAUCAAGUAGAUUAGCUUAACAUUACUGUCCUUUGGACACCU
Molecule: messenger RNA, 474 nt
Organism: Telopea speciosissima
Lineage: Eukaryota; Viridiplantae; Streptophyta; Magnoliopsida; Proteales; Proteaceae
Product: probable small nuclear ribonucleoprotein G
Exons: 5
Coding region: 40-282 (80 amino acids)
Biological process (GO): spliceosomal snRNP assembly; mRNA splicing, via spliceosome
Cellular component (GO): U12-type spliceosomal complex; SMN-Sm protein complex; U2 snRNP
Molecular function (GO): RNA binding
Source: RefSeq, a predicted model, not a curated record